Messenger RNA from Labeo rohita (rohu), 2520 nucleotides. RefSeq names its product methylcrotonoyl-coenzyme A carboxylase 2. The transcript has 13 exons. Gene Ontology annotation, molecular function: methylcrotonoyl-CoA carboxylase activity. Gene Ontology annotation, cellular component: mitochondrion; methylcrotonoyl-CoA carboxylase complex. The record is from RefSeq and is a predicted model, not a curated record. Gene Ontology annotation, biological process: L-leucine catabolic process. Bases 92 to 1927 code for a protein of 611 amino acids. NCBI's taxonomy places the organism in Eukaryota, Metazoa, Chordata, Actinopteri, Cypriniformes, Cyprinidae.
AAACGUUCCUUUCUGCUUGUUUCCUUCCAGACUUAGUUUUUCGUUACACUAUAAAAAAAUUCAAUAAUUUUAGACCUCUGCACCUCGCUUCAUGAUGUACUGUUGUAUGUUAAGGUCUUUCCAUAUAAAAGGGAAUAAACUCAUACAACUCACUAGAGCAUCAUUCUCUGAAAAUCCACAGUCAUGGGCCACACCAUCCAAGCUUUCCAGCUACUCUGCAUACCACUGCACACAUUCACCUGUUUCAGGCAGUCUAUGGCGACCCUUGACACAUAGGACACAUCGGCCAACAGCAUCUUCCCGCUGUAUGAGCUCCUCUGUGCGCAGGAGACGCCUGCCAAGUGCCUUUCCAGUUAUAGAUGGAGAACUUCAUCCAGCUCACAGACAUGUGUAUGAAGCCAAUCUAAGGAACAGCCUAAUCUGCCAGCAAAAAUACCUUGUUCACAAGGAAAAAGUAAUGAAGGGAGGUGGUGAAAAUGCGAUAGCACGCCAUACGCAGAGAAAUCGAAAGGUCCUCGUACGAGAAAGACUCCGCAAGCUGCUGGAUGAUGAAGAUUAUUUAGAACUGUCUCCUUUUGCUGGACUUGGUUUGUCCUAUGGAGACAUCCCAUCAGCAGGCUGUCUCACAGGAAUUGGUAAAAUUAAUGGACUUUGGUGCAUGUUUGUUGCUAAUGACGCCACUGUGAAAGGAGGUACGGCGUAUCCUAUCACUGUUAAAAAGCAGCUCAGGGCGCAAGGUGUGGCCAUGCAGAAUCGUUUGCCCUGUGUUUACUUGGUGGACAGUGGUGGCGCAUUUCUGCCUCUUCAGUCAGAGAUCUUUCCUGAUAGAAACCAUGGAGGACGUACCUUUUACAAUCAAGCAGUUAUGUCAGCAAUGAAGAUUCCUCAGGUGGCAGUAGUGUGUGGGUCAUGCACAGCUGGUGGUGCUUAUGUCCCCACUAUGUCUGAAGAGGCGGUGAUUGUCCACAGGAUAGGAACAAUAUUUCUGGGGGGUCCACCGCUGGUGAAAGCUGCAACCGGAGAGGAGGUUUCCCCAGAGGACCUGGGAGGAGCCAGGCUGCACUCAGAAGUGAGUGGCUGUGUAGACCAUUUUGCAGCAGUAGAGGAUGAGGCAUAUGAGUAUACCAGAAACAUCAUCUCCACACUAAAUUAUGAGCUCCCAGAGGAGGACAGCGCUCAGGCUGAGGAGCCCCUGUACAACGUGGACGAUCUCAUGGGCCUCGCACCCCGCUGCUACAAUCACAGCAUGGACAUCAGACUGAUUGUGAGUCGACUAACCGAUGGUAGUCGGUUUCAGGAGUUCAAGGCCCGUUACGGCACCACCCUCCUCACUGGGUUUGCCAGAAUUGAAGGUCAUCAGAUUGGAAUUGUGGCAAAUAAUGGAGAGCUGACAUACGAAGCUUCCCUGAAAGGCAGUCAUUUUGUUCAGCUGUGUGAACAGAGAGACAUUCCUCUCAUCUUCCUGCAAAACACGGCACCUGAACCUGCACACACAGUCUCACAAACCAAGGCAGAGUCCAACACUAACAGACUGAAGGCUCAGGGUUCCAUGAUGUCUGCUGUGGCUUGUGCUUCUGUACCCAAAAUUACUGUGGUGAUUGGAGGAUGUCACGGAGGUGACAGCUAUGCUAUGUGCGGAAGAGCUUUUGACCCUAAUUUUCUGUUCCUGUGGCCAAAUGCAAGAGUGUCGAUGUUGGCCCCAGGCCACUCAGAUGCAUUUGUGCAGACUGAAGAGGAAAUCACACAGAUUAAUGACAUGUUGGAGGAAGAGAGUUCAGCAUUCUUUUCCACUGGCAGACUGUGGGAUGAUGGUGUUAUUCUACCUCAGGACACCAGAAAGAUUUUGAGCAAGUGUCUGAAAAUCAUUAAGCAACAAGAGUAUCAAUUGUCCAGAGAGAGAAAGAGGACUCCUUUACUCCGACUAUAACACUACUUCUGCCGAAACCUCAGUGAACUUGGAUAAGAUAAGAUAAGAUAUAAACACAUCUUUAUUUUAAUGACACUUUGCCUGUAAUCAGCAGCGGUGCCUUAUUAUCCUGUUUUUCUGACGAAAAUUUAUGAUGUAACAUAAAUUUGUACAUACAGAAUUUUACUUGUGAAUAAAUCAUUCUUCAUAUAUGCUAAAGUAGAAAAUUUAUUUUUGAAAAAAAAAAAAAAAAAAAAAAAAAAAGUCUCUCUUACUGUACACUGUAACAUUAUAAGCAUAUAAGGCAUAUAACUGGCCCUUUUAAAGAAGAAGUUCACUUCCAGAACAGACAUUUACAGAUAAUGUACUCACCCCCUUGUCAUCCAAGAUGGUCACAUCUUUCUUUCUUCACUUGUAAAGAAAUUAGUUUUUUUGAGGAGAACAUUUCAGGAUUUCUCUCCAUAUAGUGGACUUCUAUGGUGCCCCCAAGUUUGAACUUCCAAAAUGUAGCUUCAAAGGGCUCUAAACAAUCCUAGCCGAGGAAGAAGGGUCUUAUCUAGUGAAACAACUGGUUCUUUUCCUUAAAAAAAAAAAAAAAAAAAAAAAAGUCAAAA